Messenger RNA from Amblyraja radiata (thorny skate), 2257 nucleotides. It is a transcript of the gene gphra, whose product is annotated as golgi pH regulator A. Bases 45 to 1412 code for a protein of 455 amino acids. The transcript has 14 exons. Gene Ontology annotation, cellular component: Golgi cisterna membrane. Lineage: Eukaryota; Metazoa; Chordata; Chondrichthyes; Rajiformes; Rajidae. The record is from RefSeq and is a predicted model, not a curated record. Gene Ontology annotation, molecular function: voltage-gated monoatomic anion channel activity. Gene Ontology annotation, biological process: intracellular pH reduction.
ACGCGGUCGCGGGGUGAUGACGCGUGCGGGAGCAGGAGGUCGUCAUGUCGUUUGUUGUGGACUCCGUCAUCAUGUUCUCCUCGCAGGUACUUUUUUUUGGCUUUGGAUGGCUUUUCUUCAUGCGCCAGUUAUUCAAGGACUAUGAGGUCCGACAGUAUGUUGUCCAAAUAGUUUUCUCAGUGAUGUUUGCUUUCUCCUGCACUAUGUUUGAACUCAUCAUCUUUGAGAUUCUGGGUCUUUUAAAUAGCAGCUCACGAUAUUUUCAUUGGAAAUUGAAUUUAUAUGUCACACUCGUGGCACUUAUAUUUAUCGUCCCUUUCUACAUCGGCUAUUUUGUGGUCAGCAACAUUCGACUUUUGCAGCGAAAACGAUUCCUGUUUGCCUGUGUCGUUUGGUUGGUAUUCAUAUACUUUUUCUGGAAACUUGGAGACCCAUUUCCCAUCUUAAGCCCGAAACACGGGAUUCUAUCAAUUGAACAAUUGAUCAGCAGAGUUGGUGUCAUUGGUGUCACGCUAAUGGCAUUGUUGUCCGGCUUUGGUGCAGUUAAUUGCCCGUACACCUACAUGUCAUACUUCCUGAGGAAUGUAACGGAUAGUGAUAUUCUCGCGCUGGAGCGGCGGUUACUCCAGACCAUGGAUAUGAUCAUCAGCAAGAAGAAGAGAAUUGCAAUGGCGAGGAGGAUGAUGUACCAGCGUGGGGAAGUACUGAAUAAGCCUGCAGGAUUUUGGGGAAUGAUCAAAAGUGUAACAUCAUCAUCUUCCAAUGGUGAAAAUCUUUCACUCAUUCAGCAGGAAGUAGAUGCUCUGGAAGAACUGAGCCGACAAUUAUUUCUCGAAACGGUUGAUCUUCAUGCCACAAAGGAAAGGAUUGAAUACUCAAAAACAUUCCAAGGAAAAUAUUUUAAUUUUCUGGGGUACUUUUUCUCUAUCUACUGUGUCUGGAAAAUCUUUAUGGCAACAAUAAACAUUGUCUUCGACCGUGUUGGUAAAACAGACCCGGUCUCACGAGGUAUAGAAAUCACAGUGAACUAUCUGGGCAUUCAGUUUAAUGUGAAGUUUUGGUCUCAACAUAUCUCCUUCAUUCUUGUGGGGAUAAUCAUCGUCACCUCGAUCCGGGGCUUACUGAUUACUCUCACCAAGUUCUUUUAUGCAAUUUCCAGCAAUAAGUCUUCAAAUGUCAUAGUACUUUUCCUCGCACAGAUUAUGGGCAUGUAUUUUGUGUCAUCAGUGUUGCUCAUGAGGAUGAGCAUGCCCCUGGAAUAUCGCACUAUUGUCACUGAGGUCCUUGGGGAACUGCAGUUCAACUUCUACCAUCGCUGGUUUGAUGUUAUCUUCCUCGUCAGUGCGUUGUCCAGCAUUAUCUUUCUCUACCUUGCUCACAAGCAAGCCCCAGAGAAACAGAUGAGCUUUUAGAUGCGCCAUGACUUCAGACACUGAAUCUGUGCUCACACCUACUGUAUGAACCUUCAUUGUGCAUCCAAAUUGACUUUUCGAAGUCUUGCGAAUAUUGAGAAGACUUGAGGGAAAGCAAUAUUCGGUGAAGCACAUUGAGGAUUGCAGAACCUUGGAGGAUGGGUUCUCUGAUGCAAUGAAUUUGAAACAUUUAACUUGAAAGUUUAUGUAAGGAAGCAAAAUCACUGCUAAAGUUUACAUAUAUUUUUGAACUUAAAUCGCAAAUCAUUUUUGACUGGUGGUGUUGAUUUUUUUUAAGUACAAAGGUAAGAAAUGUUCUAAGGGAUGAAUUUUCUGUUGAUGUUAAUGGAAAAAUGCACAGGGGAAGGUCAUUUUAGUGUACUCUCGGUGAAUAAGGAUCCAGGCUGGAUUCUGCCUCUUCAGAAAUUCUCCCUUGACUGUCAUUGGCAGGGACCACCAAGACACUCGUGACUUUGCAUUGGAAAUGAAAUGAUUUCCCACCUUGUAAAACCUGUGAAGUAUCUUUCCAUUGAAAGAAAUGUAAAGGCAAAUGUUGAUGAGUCCCAAUUCCUGGCACUUGAAGCAUGGAGCGCUGCUGAUGUUUACCUGAUGUGCCUCAACAUUGCCACACUCGGUAGGUUUUAGUGCUCUACAGCUCUCUGUCGAACUAGAUUCAUGAAGUGUUGCAUCAAGUGUAUACCUCGAUUUUUUUCAAUAAAUUAAAAUUCUUGCUUCUAAUCAUCAGAUGAUGUUAACAGAAGCCACUAAUGCACUAAAAUAGAAAUAUCUACAGGUCCUGCCAUUGUAUGCCAUCUGUGUCCACAUUGAAUGCCUUGGUGUUUGUA